UUCACCAUCAAUUCUGCAUUCUACUCUACCUUUUCCCUACAUCAGCACCGCAGCCGCGUAUGUUGGGACCUCAACUGCCAAUGGAUUCCACCCCACCCAACUUCGAUGACUCAGCGUCCCGCCGUGGCAACCUGAGAGCGUGUGAUCAAUGCCGUCAACGUAAAGUUCGAUGUCACAAAGCAUCACAAUCUAGCCCAUGCGACAACUGCCACGCCUCUAACUUAACAUGUAGCAGCAAUGGGUCUGGCUUGCGUUCCAGAGAGUCUAGGACGAGAGUCUUGAUCUCCUCGCAAUACGAGAAAAAGAUCGACCGGAUAGACAAUCGGCUGGAUGGCAUCGAGAGAUUACUUCAAAGACUUGCCACAGGUAGCGAUGCGGGCGGCUCCAAACUGCAUACACAUUCAACAAAGUACAAUGCAUCAACAAUCUCCCAUUCCGAACAUGCCGUCGAUGCACCCGAUAGCCUUGAAUCAGGUCCUCUGGACUCCCAGGGGCCCGAGUUCGAGGGAGACUCGUCCCUUGCAGCGCACACCGCCGUCGCAAGCGAGUUAUUCAUUCAAGAGGUUCAGGAGAACUCUCAAAGCUCUAACCCCGCGAUACAAACGGCAUUAUCCUCCCUCCACGAGAUCGUCAGCCAGGUCAACAAAUACUCGUCAUCCCAAGGGGCUACCUUCCGAAACGCCAAAACGUUGCCGCCCGGGGGCCUCUCCGAACUUCCCAUGCCGCCUAUGCAGGCUGUAAUCGCUGCCUUACAUGGAAGCAAGGGUCUCUCACAGCUCCACUCCUCGGUGAUAUGCUGCUUCAGGUCGAUUGAAAGCUUCACCGAAUUAUGCCUCAAGGUUUACUUCACCUAUGGCAACUUUAGCCAGGCCGACUUCAUCAUUGUCAACGUCGGGCUUUAUUAUAUCUUCCUCGAGUGUCGCUUUAUCACGUCGGAUGACGCUACUCGUAAUGAGUAUCGAACACAUGCGCGACUUUGUCAGUGUAAUCUUGAAACAGCGCUCUCAAAUCUCAGCCUUAUUCUUCCCCGGACCUAUGAGGUAGUCGAGGCACUACUGUUAGGUGCAAUGUACGCCAGUGAGGUGUCUAGAACUUCCCUAGCCUGGCGUCUGAAUUCCACAGCAAUCACAAUAGGCCAAACACUUGGUUUUCAUCGCGCCCCGUCUCCCUCUUCCAUCACCAUCGAGGGUAAUGACAGCCGUGACUAUCAAGCCUUGCUCUUUUGGAUGGGCUAUACAAUGGAUAAAGGGCUUGCUCUCCGCCUGGGUUACGCACCCAUCAUAUCCGAAGAUGACAUCAACGUCUCCGAGUCAGCCAUCGACUCAGUUCACGAUUCGUGGUCUGACAUUUUACGCGCUUGGGUUGUGCAAGCAAAGCUACAGGGACGCAUGUAUACUCAGUUGUACUCUGCAGCGGCACUCGCCAUUCCGAUAUCACAGCGACAGUCCAGAGUGCCAGCUCUAGUAGCUGAAAUGCGCACUAUGAUCGCCGAGGCCUUGCAAUUGGCCGCAAUGACCGGGGAUCUAGACCAUAGUCGCUCGACGACUCCGGAAAACUACACCAUACGUUCUAUCACCGUACACUCCAAUCUCGUCAACUUUCUCGGCUGCUUGACGUUAGUAUACAGAGCAGGUGGAGAUUUGUAUGCAGAAGAUUGUCUCCAAAGUGCAAAGGAGGCCAUGGAGAUGCACAUCCGGUCCCUAGAAAUGCUUGACAAGACCUCCGGCGUUCGAGACAUGUAUCUUCAUUGGGCCAUAUUAUAUACCCCAUUCGUACCUUUUACAGUGAUAUUUUGCCACAUUAUAAAGUCGCCUGAUCGAUCAGAUCUGAACCUCCUUGAGAGAUUUGUCCAAUCGUUACAGUCCUCUGGCGAAUUAUCGGACCCAAUCACGAAGCUCCACGCGGUUUGCGAUACCCUCUUCAACGUAGCGCUAAGGUAUAUUGAGGUGAAGACACUACACCAGAGGAGGGCUGUAGAGGAGACGUUCGAUAAGUAUUUGAAUGCACUAGGUCUGAUGCCACCACACGAGGACAAGAGUGAUGAAACGAUGGAAAAUGUUAUUUCCGGUUCAGAGGUGGGGGAUUGGUACUCUAGUAACGGAUAUAUGAUGGGCUUGCUGGAAUGAUCUAGUGAGGAGGAAUGGAAAGGUACUUUCAACUUAAAGUCGAGUUCAGACAUAAAGUUCUUAAUGGUCAGGCUUUUGGUCUCAUUGACGUUAGCGAUGCUCCUGCUGAUGAGUUGUAUCAGGUUCCUGGCAAUGGUGAG
This is a messenger RNA of Fusarium odoratissimum NRRL 54006, 2266 nucleotides long. RefSeq lists its product as uncharacterized. Bases 60 to 2126 code for a protein of 688 amino acids. NCBI's taxonomy places the organism in Eukaryota, Fungi, Ascomycota, Sordariomycetes, Hypocreales, Nectriaceae. Gene Ontology annotation, biological process: regulation of DNA-templated transcription; DNA-templated transcription. The record is from RefSeq and is a predicted model, not a curated record. Gene Ontology annotation, molecular function: DNA-binding transcription factor activity, RNA polymerase II-specific; zinc ion binding; DNA binding. The transcript has 7 exons.